Messenger RNA from Fopius arisanus, 753 nucleotides. RefSeq lists its product as uncharacterized. The transcript has a single exon. Gene Ontology annotation, molecular function: nucleic acid binding. NCBI's taxonomy places the organism in Eukaryota, Metazoa, Arthropoda, Insecta, Hymenoptera, Braconidae. Gene Ontology annotation, biological process: DNA integration. Bases 1 to 753 code for a protein of 250 amino acids. The record is from RefSeq and is a predicted model, not a curated record.
AUGAACGAAUAUUUCUCUACGUGGGGUUAUCCUGCUGUUUUGAUCAGCGACAAUGGACCUAGUCUUGUUUCCGAAGAAUUUCAGAGUUUUCUGAGGGGAUGUGGAAUUCUGCACGUGAGAAGAGCAACGUAUCAUCCUGCGUCUAACGGCGCAGCUGAGAAUCUUAUCAAGAUAUGUAAAAGACAACUUAAGCUGCUAUUGCUGGAGGGUGUUAAUGAAGAGGUGGCUGUGUCGCAAAUAUUAUUUAGUUAUCCCUCCACUCUACAUAGUACAACAGAAUACACACCUGCGGAACUUCAUAUAUGCAGACCACUUAGAGGGAAAUUGGAUCUUCUAAGACCAAAUCUGAGACACCAAGUGGCUAGAAAUCAAGCUAACCAACAACAUUAUGCUUGUGGAUCCAGAAAUCGGUCGUUUGAGGUAAGAGAUUUUGUAAUGGCUAAGAACGUUGCUAGAGGAAGUUGGGUCCAGGCUGAGGUGUUAAUAAAGCUUUCACCUGUUACGUGCACUGUGAGGACCAUCUACGGUGAUAUUUGGAAGAGACACGUAAAUCAAUUGUUUCGUUCGCUUUUAAAUAAAUCGGAACAUUCCGUGGAGAUUAAGGACUCUUCUUUCACGGCUCUAGUUACUUUUGACAGUGAAGGUUCAACUGAGAUGUCGUUAGCGAAUAACUAUCCUUUGAAACCAACUCCAAGUACUAAUUCCCUCAAAGAAUUCUCACUCUCUAGUAAAGUCGAGAGGGGAGUGGAGUAA